Nicotiana attenuata is the source of this 677-nucleotide messenger RNA. RefSeq lists its product as uncharacterized. The record is from RefSeq and is a predicted model, not a curated record. The transcript is spliced from 2 exons. Bases 319 to 660 code for a protein of 113 amino acids. NCBI's taxonomy places the organism in Eukaryota, Viridiplantae, Streptophyta, Magnoliopsida, Solanales, Solanaceae.
UGUAAAAAUAUGGGAAUUACAACAAUAAUAGUAAGAAGUAGUGCGUCAGCCAACCCCCUAAUUACAAGAGCCUUUUAAUAGAUUUUGUGGUCAUAAUACUACGACAACUAGUACAGAAAAUUGAAGUGUGGUUAAAAAAGAAAUAAGUAGUACUAUAUUUUAAAGAGAGAGAAAAAUAAACUAGAAGUAGAAAGAUUGCCACAUCAUCAUCAUCCAAACUUGUCACAAACAUUUGGCGCUAGCUUUUUCUCUAGUAUCAGUUACAGCCUCUUCUUCUCCUCCAACUCAUAAUAUCCUCUACCCAAAAUUGUAGCAGCCAUGGGAGCUGGAGGAACCCUCUUCUGUUCUCAGAGUUGGAGUUUUGUAGUUUGUAAUUACACUCAAAAAAUUCAUGCCCAAAAUAAUCGAGCUUUGGCAUUGAAAUCAGUACUUGUACACAAAUUGACCAAUUUUACUAAUCAAGAUUCAAUUUUGAGAAAACCCCAGAAUCUUCCUGUUCUUCGACUUAAGGUUGUUACUAGAGCUGCUGAUUCCUCACAGCCAUCUUCCUCUGCUAUUACUUCCUCCGACAAAUCUAUUGUCCCCGAUAAAGAGUUUUCACUUGCCAAGGUUUCUUUUGGUGUUAUUGGACUUGGCCUUGGUGUUUCACUUCUCUCGUGAGUGUAUUUAAUUGAUCA